Messenger RNA from Cynara cardunculus var. scolymus (artichoke), 1690 nucleotides. Its product is annotated as cytochrome P450 77A2-like. Bases 1 to 1512 code for a protein of 503 amino acids. Lineage: Eukaryota; Viridiplantae; Streptophyta; Magnoliopsida; Asterales; Asteraceae. Gene Ontology annotation, molecular function: heme binding; iron ion binding; oxidoreductase activity, acting on paired donors, with incorporation or reduction of molecular oxygen, NAD(P)H as one donor, and incorporation of one atom of oxygen. The record is from RefSeq and is a predicted model, not a curated record. Gene Ontology annotation, cellular component: membrane. The transcript has a single exon.
AUGGAGCUUUCUCCUACCAUCUUAGCUGUUCUAGCUUUCUUAUUCUCUGCGUUUGUAUUCUGGCGCACAAGGUCUUCUAAAUCCAAGCGGCUCAUUCUUCCUCCUGGUCCGCCUGGUUGGCCGGUCGUCGGCAAUCUUUUUCAGGUCGCCGGUUCCGGGAAGCCUUUCUUCCAGUAUGUCAGAGAACUCGUACCCAAGUACGGCCCCAUUUUUACUCUUAAAAUGGGUGCUCGAACAAUGAUUAUUUUGUCUCGUGCAGAUUUGGUUCAUGAGGCGUUGAUCGACAAGGGUGUCAUAUUCGCCACCCGACCCGCUGAAAACCCGACCAGGACUAUUUUCAGCAGUAACAAGUUCACCGUCAACGCUUCGUAUUACGGCCCAGUGUGGCGCUCGCUGCGGCGGAACAUUGUUCAGAACGGGCUUAGUGCUGCUAAAUUACGCACGUUCAGGCACGUGAGGGAGACAGCCAUGGAUAAGCUUGUUGAGCGGUUGAAGGCGGAGGCGGAGGCGAACGGUGGAGCAGUGUGGGUGCUGAAAAAUACACGGUUUGCGAUGUUUUGCAUUCUUCUGUCGAUGUGUUUUGGUGUGGAGAUGGACGAGAAGACGAUCCAGAAAAUGGACGACAUGAUGAAAACGGUUUUGAUUACUUUGGAUCCGCGAAUCGACGAUUAUCUGCCGUUACUCCGACCGUUUUUCUCGAAGCAACGUAAGAGGGCAACGGAAGUCCGUAAGCAGCAGAUUGCGACAUUGGUGCCGUUCAUCGAACAGCGGCGAGCGGCGGUUAAGAAUCCAGGAUCAGAUCCCACGGCGGCGGAGUUCUCGUACAUCGAUACUUUAUUCGACUUAACGGUGGAGGGGCGGGAACUUCCUCCGACGAAUCCAGAAAUCGUUUCAUUGUGCUCGGAAUUCCUCAAUGGAGGCACUGACACCACGGCGACGGCGAUCGAAUGGGCCAUCGCAAGGUUUAUCGAAAACCCUAGCGUCCAAUCGAAGCUGUACGACGAGAUCAAAGCCACCGUCGGCGAUAAAACGGUCGACGAGAAGGACACAGAGAACAUGCCCUACCUAAAUGCUGUCGUAAAGGAGUUAUUGCGGAAACACCCGCCCACUUAUUUUGUUUUAACCCAUUCGGUUACCGAACCCGUUAAAUUAGCCGGGUAUGAUAUCCCCCCGGGUACAAACGUCGAGAUAUUUCUACCCGCUAUUGCAGAAGACCCGAAACUCUGGACCAACCCGAAAAAAUUCGACCCGGAUAGAUUUCUGACCGGCGGUGAGGAUGCAGAUAUAACAGGGGUGACCGGAGUGAAGAUGAUGCCAUUUGGGGUCGGGCGGAGGAUCUGCCCGGGUCUGGGUUUGGCGACGGUGCACAUCAAUCUGGUGUUGGCCCGAAUGGUUCAAGAAUUUGAAUGGAGCUCCUACCCGGAAGGCACCAAGGUGGAUUUUAGCGAGAAAUUGGAGUUCACUGUGGUGAUGAAGAAGAGCCUUAGAGCUAUGAUCAAACCAAGAGUUUGAAUUCGAAUUUAGGAUUAAACAACCAUCGACGAAUCUGGUAUUUUUAUAUGUUAUAUAUGUGGAUCCAGCAAUUCGACCCGUUGUUAGGUCCACAUAUCUUUUAGGACUUAAGGGGUUAAUGUUUGCUAUUAUUGCUGUAAUCUAUUUAUAUCGAAGUUUUUGGUUUGUUUCAAAUUUC